Molecule: messenger RNA, 2378 nt
Organism: Aphidius gifuensis
Lineage: Eukaryota; Metazoa; Arthropoda; Insecta; Hymenoptera; Braconidae
Product: post-GPI attachment to proteins factor 2-like
Exons: 5
Coding region: 498-1301 (267 amino acids)
Biological process (GO): GPI anchor biosynthetic process
Cellular component (GO): endoplasmic reticulum membrane; Golgi membrane
Source: RefSeq, a predicted model, not a curated record
GCCCUAAAUUGUAAUGCCCUGUGAAUUGGACUGUUGCCUUGCUCUGCCUCACGAUAUCGAAGUAUCGAACUUGGGUCUUGGCACAUCAGUGCCUAUGUUUGAGUUGCAGCUAAUUUAGUAAUUUAAUUUAAUCUUGUAGUUACGGUACGUUUUUCAGGUACUCAGUGGUUGAAAAAAUCAAUUGUACAACUUUCUUAAUUUUUACGAAGUCGCUAAAUUCUAGUUCUUAAUUAAUUUUUGUUUCAAUAUACCUAAAGCGAUUAUUGUUGAGUGCAUGUUAUAUUCAACUUGUUCGUGGUUCCAUUCAAACCGUGGACAGUGUUAUCGUUGAAGCCUUUUUUGUGAAAAAAAAUUUUAGAGCAGUCAUUUUGCUGUGCCUGUAUACUAUGUGCCUGGAAUCAACAUGAUGAGUAAAAACUUUUUAGAAUAUAAAAAAAAAACUAGAUGAUUAUUCUGAUUUAAAAGCUAGAGAUGUUGGAUCAAUAUAAACUUGCUUAAUGUCAAACGUUGAUGAAUCUGAAAACAUUAAAAAGAUGGAGAGUAUUAAUAAUGGUCAUACCGAGAAAAGUUCUGUUCAUUUGGCUAUAUCAUUCAGAAAAUUGUGCAUUGCCACAGCCACAUUGCCACUAAUCACUUUAUUGAUUUGUUUCGUAACUGCAUAUAUCUUCCAACAAGAUGAAAUUCAUGAAACUCAUUGUCGAGUUUACAAUGUUCUUCCAUCGAUAUCAGCCAUAACUGGUGUAUCACCGCAAAGAUAUUUAUGGCGUGUGAGUAUUGCUUUACAUAUUGGGCCACGACUGAUCAUAACAACAGUUUACUACUCCUAUUAUCGUAAAAUUUUACACACACUUGAGCAUCUUCAAACAAAAAUUAUUGGUUCGAGAUUAUUAAAUCUUUGUCUUUGGCUAAAUAUUACUGAAAUAACAGCAUUGUGUGGUGUAACAUACAUUUCCAACAAAGAAAAUUACUAUGCACAUGAGAAGAUUUUUAUUAUGUUUAUGGUCAGUUCAUUGACAUAUAUGCUUGCAGCAGUUAAAUUGAGUCGAUUAUUAACUCCAAGCGCACAAAGUCUUCAUUACAAAGAAAAACUUUUCGCAACAAGUUUAGUUAGUACAAUUGGUCUAAUUAUUUUCUUUUUAAAGCAUAGAUUGCUUUGCCAUGAUUUAGCAUUUAGUUGGUUUUCAUUAUGUGAAUAUGUAAUUGCAUCAGCAAACAUGGGAUUCCAUGUGACAGUUAUACUCGAUUUUCCAAAAGAACUACUUGUUGUCGGACAUGGUAUACCUGCAGUAAAAGUAGAUUAAUAUUUAUUGAUAAUAGCUAAAAAAAAAAAUAUUUAUUUCGUUAUCUUCUUGAAGUGCCUAUGAUUUUGUGUCGUUUGUCAAUGAUAUAUUGAUUUAAAUUGUAAAAUUCAAAUUUAGAUUCUUUUAAAUUCGUAAAAAAAAAACAGUUCAUAAAAAUUACAGAAAAAUUUUUAUGUAACCGGUUUAUGCAUUUGUCAAAUAAUGUAAAACAUAAUAAAAUAUUUUAGUGAUUGCAUUUAUUAUUAUACUGUAACAAAUGGGAACUUUGUUUUUUAUCAUCAGUUUAAGAAUCAAGAAAUAUAUGUAUAGCUUGCUUCUAGCCAGUUUUCUUUUCGUAUAGUGGUAAAGAUCUAGUCGAAUCACUUAUUCAGUCUAGUCAAAAAUUACUAAAGUUCCAGUAAAUUUGUCUUCUUGUUACAUGAUGUUGAUACAAUAUUAUCAUAUCUUAAAAUUAUUAGGCAAAAGUAAUAAUAAUAACCAUAAUAAGAUACAAUUAGUUAUAAAAUAGAAAGGUUAAAUAAUGUAAGUUUUUGUGAAAAAAAAUUGAAUAGCGUACUCUUGUUUAUAUUCUAAUGAAGAUUGAUUCGAGCGAUAAUCAUGGAUUAAGCAAAAGUGUUAUUUCAUGCCAACAACAGUUUUUCUGAGAAAAUAGAUAUGCAAUCAAAGUUUUUUCAAAAUUAUUCAGAAAACAUUUGACUUAAAAAAUGGCUCAAAAAGUUUACGUAUAGGUCUGUGUUUUCUUAUGAAAUGAAUUUGAACUUUAUUAAAAUAUAAAUCGUAAUUUCACAGUGUUUGAUUUCUCUUGAAGAGAAUUUGAAUUCUAUCUUUUUCAAACUCACAUAUUUGAGAAAGUAAGACAGCAUUGGUUAAUUUAUCGCACUUCACUCAUUUUUACCGACAGAACCGGAAAUUUCUUCGGAUUUUUCUCAUAAAAAGGAAAAACUUUGCAAUAUUUUUUUCUUGGUUAAUAAAAAAAAAUUAUAACCAAUUAUAAAACAUAAAAAAAUGUAAUCCAUGAAAAAUUAUAAAUGUAUUGACCUUGCCAAAAAAUAAAAAAAAUAAAAAUAUAGCUCUCUU